UUCCAUGCUAGCCGAUUACAUUGUUCAACCAUUUUACGCCAAAGUCUCAUUUCACCACUGUUUGUCUACUUAUACUUGCAGCCUCGGCUUGAUCUGCGCCAAUGCUACGCAGCCUCGGCUCAAAGCCCAUACAAUGGGCCUUGCUCGGUGUAUGCACCAUGUUUAUAACAUUCAGAGUGUGGAAACGACUCAAAUACCGACCGAGUCCUCCAGUUGAUACAGUUUUAUCGUUUGAUGUUGCCGACGAGGACUGCUUAUACAGGAUCCAGCGACACUGCAAACACCAUGGCACCCGGGGAGUGUACGUCUGGUUGAAGUGGCCGGACCUAAUCCCUGAAGAAUACCGAACAUACGGACCGAGUGUAAUCCGUCAUUUAUCGAAGCUUGACGAAUGGAAUGGCGGAUGGGAGACAUUGAUUAUUGACAAGGACGACGCUGGCCGUCUACAAGUCCUCUGUGAUGCGUUUCCACCGCACCGCGUAUCUGAGGAUAUGAUUAUUGGCAGCUAUCCAGCCUUUAAUGUAUUCGAUUUGAAAGAUGUCAAAGAAGUCAAAUCACGAACACACAGCUGUAGAAUCCGCGGGAAGAAAUGCUUCGUCAAAAGCGCUCGGUUUGCCUUUGAAAUACCCGCCCUCGAACGAGAGAUAUCCGCCUAUUAUUCUCUUAUACAGUACAAGUCGAAACUUGCACCUGGUUUGGUUGGGUUUGUUUAUGAAGGCAACAAGAGCAGAAUUAUAGGCUUUGCUACGGAGGAAGUGGCUGGACGGUAUCCGACAAUUGACGAUUACGACCUGUGUGAUGAGGCUUUGCAGAAGUUGCAUGGUCUUGGUAUUGUACACGGGGAUGUGAAUAUAUACAAUAUGAUUGUGAUGCGUGACGGAAUCAAGUUACUAGACUUUGAAGAAGCGCGAAUCGACCAGAGAAGGUCAGAAGCGUGGGCACAGCUGGCGCAGGAUGAGCGGCAAACACUACGAGAAAGACUAAGCGAUACAUCAGGUAUUGGAAAGCCAUGGGACUAGUCAUUAUCACCUCGUAUAUUAUAGCUUGUCAUAUGAUGCCACCAGUAGAAUCUUCGUAGUAUGAACCAUCUCAAAAUAUAUUGUCAAAUCUACUCUGAACCUAUAUACACUCAAGCAUAGCUACGAGCAAUAGAUACACUAUUCCUUCUACCAGAAACUUCAAUGCAAAC
Messenger RNA from [Torrubiella] hemipterigena, 1189 nucleotides. NCBI's taxonomy places the organism in Eukaryota, Fungi, Ascomycota, Sordariomycetes, Hypocreales, Clavicipitaceae. The record is from the annotation of a GenBank genome assembly.